Aphanomyces invadans is the source of this 1284-nucleotide messenger RNA. RefSeq lists its product as hypothetical. The record is from RefSeq and is a predicted model, not a curated record. The transcript has 4 exons. Bases 25 to 975 code for a protein of 316 amino acids. Lineage: Eukaryota; Oomycota; Saprolegniomycetes; Saprolegniales; Verrucalvaceae.
GAAAUCGCGAAACGCCAUCACACGAUGGAGGGUGAAACCCGCGUCCGCCGCGCGACGGCCGACGAGCGCGACGUCGUGGAAGCUUUCCUUCGUGCGGCAUACGUGGAAUCCGGCAAGUCCUUUCCGUUCGUUCAACAUACCAAGCAAGAUGCGUGGAUGUUUGUGGCAGAAGACAGCCAUGGCGACACCGUUGCCGCGACCAGCGCUGUGUGGGACCCAGUGAUGUCGACCGUCACGAUGGAGCACGUCGCCGUAGCUUUGCAUUGGCGCAACCAAGGCGUUGGGUCUCAACUGCUCGCCGGCGUGGAUGCGUUCGUCCAGGUCGAAAUACCAACAUGCAAGUACCUCGCAUUCAUCACGGACGCGUCACCCAAGAUGGAAGCAUGGGCACGUGAUCGCUUAUUCCGCGAAGUGUCGGGUGGCUUCCUGCCAGAUGCUACAGGCCGCUACGUUGUGUACCGCUGCUUGAUGACCGCAGACCAGAAAGAGUCCCAUGACAUCAUGGGUGACUUCCUCGCGCAAGUGAUCGAUCACGACGACAUGGCACGGAGUGAUUCCGCGCAGCCCAACGAUCUCCACCAGGACGAGCCCAGCGUCCUUGCGUCCCUCCUGACAAAAGUUUCGCUGGGAAAAUUCCAAGCCAUUGCAACGUCGCUGGAUGCCGAGGCGAGCGCGUCGGAUGCCGGGCUCCGCGUGGAGUGGAGCGAGUUGGAUGGAUUCGUCCAUGAGACGCCGUUCCCUUGUGCGAGCCCUGGCGACGACAACGACCCAUCACUCGAUUCGCUCGUGCGGUUGCUCAUGCAUCAACUCAAGGAUCCGGCGCAACGUCGUCCGCUCUUCGACGACCCAUCCAUCGCGACGACCGAUUCCACGACGAUCGCUGCGGCGCGGGCCAUCCACCAAACCGCCAAACCCGACGAGACUUGCCUCCCAUUGCCACCCACCCACAAGGAGACGAUUCAUCAUCGGGUUUAAAUACGCGCUUUACAGGAAAUGCUGCAUGACCGCACGCAACCCAUACAUGAGCCCGGCCUGCUUGCGCGCCUCGGCCGCCAGCAAUGUCACGUGGCAUUUCUCCGACGCCGUCAGCGUGUGGCUAAAGUGCUCGACGUCCUUGGCAGCGACGCGCCACGGCGUGCAUGCGACCUUCUUGACGAAUUGCUUGGUUGGCCGGUUCAAGUAGAUGUUGACGUUGCGGUAGUCGUAGUCGUCAUGACAGAUGCCGUAAAUGCGAUGCACGUAGUACCAGAUCGCAUGGCGGAAUGGCGUUGUGUCGACAUGGGA